AUGAUGGCGCUUCGGCCCGGAUCAGGGGGAGGUGGCAGUUUUAUGUACCCAGUUGGAGGAGGCAUUGGACCACCUCAAGGAAUGAUGCCCAUGCAACAUCAACAACAGCAGGGCUUCCCCAUCCUCCAGGUGAUGCAGCCCAACAUGCAAGGCAUGAUGGGAAUGAAUUUUGGAGCACAGAUGCCUGGUGCCAUGCCUAUACAGGGUGGGAUGGCUAUGGGCAUGCAGACUCCUGGGAUGCAGUUCAUGGGUCAACCUCAGUUCCUGGGCAUGAGGGGCCCGGGGCCGCAGUUCCCUGUGGAUCUACAGAAACAGAUGGCAGAAGAGCAUCAAAAACGGCUAGAGCAGCAGCAGCGGAUGGUAGAGGAGGACAGGAAGAGGAGACAGUUUGAAGAACAGAAACAGAAAUUGCGUCUCCUGAGCAAUGUCAAACCCAAGACUGGAGAGAAAAGCCGUGAUGAUGCAUUAGAGGCCAUCAAAGGAAACCUAGAUGGCUUCAGUAGAGAUGCCAAGAUGCAUCCAACACCAUCUGCACAGUCUAAAAAAACAGACUCAUCGGCAUCUCAUUCAUCGGUCACCUCUCACUCCCUUCCCCCUGUUUUCCCCGAUGACGAGUUUAGUGACUUUGUGCAGGGUCCUGUCGAUACCUCUUCCUCAUUCCCCUGUUCUUCCCUCCCUCCAUCCUCUUCUUCACUGAGAGCCACUCACGCAAGCCAGUCUUUAGUGACUGUGCCCGGCCAGCACCCCCCCUCUUCCCCUAUCUCUCACUCUCUUCCUCCAUCUCUCCCCGUCUCUCCUGCCAUCCAACACUCUAAUGUCAUCUCCAGUUCCCAAACUGCACUCCAAGGCCCAUCUCUGGAGGAAAAGAUGUUCUCAUCGUGUGAGUUAACAGCUGAUAAGAAGGCCCAUGUUAGUUUUAAGCCAAAGCAUGCUCUGUCUGAGUUGGGUCCCAGAGCUCAGUUCAUAACCCAAUUUCACAGCAGCUCCAGAUCCCGAAACUGGGCCACUCAAGAUGACUUAUGUUCUGCUUUCAUCAAAGAGAUGGCACCUGAGCCUCUUCCCAUGGCUCAAGUGUCACCUGUGACGGAAACCCCGCCCGUCCAGGCCGCUAGCGCCAGCGGUGUGGGCAUCUACCCUCAACAGGACAUGCAACCCAUGGUUCCAGCCUGGUUGUACAAUGACGCCCUUAUCCCAGAGAUGUUCAAGAAGGUCCUUGAGUUCACCAUGACACCAACAGGGAUCGACACAGCCAAACUUUACCCCAUUCUGAUCUCAUCGGGCAUGCCACGGGAAGCCCUUGGCCAGAUCUGGGCCUUGGCCAACCGUACUACACCUGGCAUGCUGACCAAGGAAGAGCUGUACACCGUACUGGCCUUGAUCGGAGUUGCCCAGAAUGGUCUUACAGUCAUGAAUCUGGACAUCUUGAGUCAGUUUCCUUCCCCGCCUGUGCCCAAUCUACCGGCCAUGGCUAUGGCCAUUUCUGCUGUUCUGCCUCAGCACCAGCAGCCCAUCAUGACCCAGACGCCCAUGUCAAUGGCGACGUCCACCCCUACUGCACCUGUCAUGGGCAUGACCCCAAACCAAUCCGCUCAACCACCUGCCAGCUUCAUCACCAACUUCCCUCCAGUUCAGGCUGCCAAGGCUGAUAAUGAUGAUUUUCAGGACUUCCAGGAAGCACCCAAAGCUGGUGCCGGAGAUGACUCAUUUACAGAUUUCCAAGGAGAGACGGGGGGAGCGUUCCCCACUAUAGCGUCAUCAUCCCAGAGCGGUGUUCCUGCCAUGUUGACUCCAGUUUCUGGAUCUUCAUCCUCCUCCUCAGAUAAAUAUGCAGUGUUUAAGCAGCUGUCAGUGGAGCAAUCCACAGAGCCCACACCUCCUAUCUCAGAUUCUGGGGACAAGUACAGUGUUUUCCGAGAGUUUGAGCAUCCUUCAGGCAGAAAACCAGUUGGGGAGGGAUUUGCUGAUUUCAAAUCUGUCAGUGCCGACGAUAGCUUCACAGACUUUAAAACAGCUGACACUAUCUCUUCACUAGAUCCACCAGACCAAGCAAAGUUCCAGCCAAAUUUUGCUCCUCCUUUCACUUCCUCUAAGUCUCUACCGCUGUCCCAAUCUCAGCCAGCCUCUCUGGCUCAAACUAGAAAUCCUCUCAAUAUGGCAGACCUGGACCUCUUCACCACAAUUGCUCCUCUGGCACCCACCUCCACUACUGACUCCAUAGUAAGCCUGUUCCCCUCGGCACCUCCAUCUUUUAUCCUGCCUAAUACAGUCCCCAAACCUCCCACCAUGGCGGGUGAUGACUUUGGUGAUUAUGCUCUGUUUGGCUCCUCCUCAUCCUCAGAAGUUGCACCCACAACCUCUGCCGCGGGGAGAGGAGCUGGGGCGACCGUUCAGGAUGAAUUUGCUGACUUUAUGGCAUUCGGGAGCUCAAGAGACCAGAGAAACAAGGCCAGCUCUGGCGAGGGUGGAAGUGAGAGCCAAGGUGACGUAUCCCAGCAGUGGCAGCAAGCCAAUGCUGAUAAGUACGAUGCCUUCAAACAGCUUUCUCUGGAAGGUGGUCUGACCUAUGACGACAGCAAAGAAAGUGGCGGGGGCUCUUUCUCGUCGCUCAAGAGCGACACGGAUGACUUCGCAGAUUUCCAGUCCUCCAAAUUCUGCACUGCGCUGGGGGCGUCUGACAAGAGUCUGCUGGACAAAGUAGCCACCUUCAAGCAGACCAAAGAGGACUCUGCCUCUGUGAAGUCCCUCGACCUCCCGUCCAUCGGGGGCAGCAGCGUAGUGAAGGAGGACUCUGAAGAUGCGCUCUCAGUACAGCUGGACAUGAAGCUGUCGGACAUGGGUGGAGAUCUUAAGCAUGUGAUGUCUGAUAGCUCCUUAGAUCUCCCUGGUUUGUCAUCCCAUCAACCCCCUGCUGCAGAAGCUGAAGAUUUCAAAUUUGAUUCCUUUGGCACGUCAACUGUUAGCAGUCUGGGAAGCUAUGACUGGUCGGACAAGGAAGAUCUCUCUUGUCAAGGUAAGAAGCUCCAAGGAGGGUCCCUGUGUGGACUUCCAUCUUCUGCCGUAGUCCCCAGGAAGGAGACAUCUUGUGGAAGCUCAGAGAACAUCACCCACACCACGGUUGCCAAGAUGGCCACCUUCCCAAUCAAAGACAGCGCCACCUACACCGAGAGCAGGUUUGAAGCCUUUGCUGAAUUUAACUUUGUUGAGCAGUCUGGACAAGACAACGACGAUGACUUUGGUGACUUUGCCACUAUGGUUUCUGAGAAAUCCGACUCCCCUCCUGGUAUCACAGAAGCGGGCUCAGAGUGCAAGCAGGGUGAAAUGACAGAUGAGUUUGGAGCCUUCCAAGGAGACAAGCCCAAAUUUGGCAAGUCUGACUUCCUGAAAGCCAGUGCGCAGCCCAAAGUGAAAUCCAGUGAGGAAAUGAUCAAAAACGAGCUCGCCACCUUUGACUUGUGUGUGCAGGGUUCCCAUAAAUGUAGCCACAGUCUGGGAGAGAAAGAAAUCGGCCACUCAAUACCUUGCCCUGCCCCUGAGCAGCCCUUCAGAGACCGUUCCAACACCCUAAAUGAAAAACCAGCAUUGCCGAUCAUCCGCGACAAGUACAAGGACCUCACUGGAGAGGUGGAGGAGAGUGAGCGAUAUGCAUACGAAUGGCAGAGAUGUUUGGAGAGCGCUCUGCAGGUGAUCACCACUGCUAAUAACACCCUUAAUGGCAUCAGCAGUUCCUCAGUGUGCACCGAGGUCAUCCAAUCAGCACAAGGGAUGGAGUACCUGCUGGGUGUAGUGGAGGUGUAUCGCGUGACCAAACAUGUGGAGCUGGGUAUCAAAGCCAAUGCUGUUUGCUCCGAAAAACUACAAGAGCUGCUUAAAGACAUCAGCCGCGUAUGGAACAACCUCAUGGGCUUCAUGUCACUUGCCAACAUUACUCCCAGCGAGAGCUCCCUGGAAUUCUCCUCCUGCAUACUGAGGCACAGCAUUAAGAAUGCGAAAGAGCUGGCAUGUGGAGUGUGUCUACUCAAUGUAGACUCGCGCAGCAAGGCCUUUAACUCAGAGACGGAGAACUUCAAGCUUAUGUACGGAGGUCACCAGUACCACGCCAGCUGUGCAAAUUUCUGGAUUAACUGCAUAGAACCCAAACCACCGGGCCUUAUUCUGCCCGACUUGCUAUAGAACCUUACAGCUGUUGGGAUUACAACAGAACCGAGCCCAGUGUGGAACCCUGAGCCACAGUCUGGAGAAUCAUGGAGUCAUUCAGAACGGUCACUAUAACUGUAUCUCCCCCAAGUGUACAGCUCUUUAUACUUGAAUUUGGGAUGCAACUGUCUAGAAAAUAAUCUGCUACUUUAACUACUAGUUUAUUUAAAUAUUGGACAUAAAUUAAAUGACUUUGUACCUUUUUGUCUUUAUUUGAUCUGCCUCUGUCAUUUGGGAUGCACUUAAGUGUCUGGUUGGAUUUUGAUUCUUUGCUGAUUUCUCUACCAUGUGAAGUAAAUACUGCGCAGAUGUGUUAUGAAAAACAGAAUUGUAAUAUAAAAUUAGCUAUGCACCGAUCUGUUACCUGGACCUGUAUCAUCAUUCCGAUGAAUGGAUCGGGUAUCGGUCUGACGAGCCCGAUCCAAAUCCGAUACUGUGUGUUAGUCAUGUUCGUUACUGUCAAGCUCCAAAAAUGACAUAAAAGAACCAUAAAAACACCAACAGAGUUCUUCAUGUGACUCUUGCAUUUUAUUCAAAGCCACUUGAAGACAUGUGAUAGCUCUGUGAAUCGCAAUAGGCUGUGUUUAAGUAAAUAGUAUUUUAUAUAAAUAUAGUAUGCACGCACAGUGCUAGCACGUUAUUGGGUGGUGCUGCUCUGACUCGCACAUAAGCACAGGCAGCCCUGGGAGAUUCACUCGUGGCUAUUUUUAGCCUUCACUAAAUUUGAGCGCUACUCACGAACAACAUCUCUGAUGUAGAUGCUCUAGUUCGGUUCACUUAUAAUAUGCAUUUCGAACGGCAAUGUAGUUGCAUUUUUACCAGAAUUUGAAUAAGAAGUGAAUUUAACUACUGUGAACUUGCUUACAAACACACACAUACAACACAUCCUGGAGAGUUCAGAAUGUCAAAAUAAAAGCACGAGGGUUUAAAAAGUGCACUAUUUAAAUAUAUUACUGUUGUAUUUAAAAGUCAAUCAUAAAAAUAUUAAUAACAAAUUGUUAUUAUUAUUAUUGUCAAUUAAUAUUGGUUUACAAUUUAGAACAAUAUUUAAUUUGAAUGGGUUCCAAAAAAUAACUGUGUGAAUGAAAAGUGGACUGAUGUCUUACAACUAAAUUGGAAAAAAAAGGAGAAAAAAGGCAAAAAUAUGGUGGUUCUUUUGAAGACUUGAAUUGCUGUUAAUUUUGCUGCUACAUUAUCCAGUAUACUAGUUAAUAAUAAAGUGUUUCUUAAUAAGCUAUACAUUUAUAUUCAAAUAAUGUAUAGAUAGAGGUUUGUGUUUCUUUACAUAUUAAAGUGUACUCUCAAUUAGUUCCACACAAUAAUGUAAAGAUAUUUAAACUGAAAAAAAAACUUUGGUAUCGGCCUGGUAUCGGCCAAUACUGAGAUUUCCAAUAUCGGAAUUGGAUCAGAAGUGAAAAAGUUGUAUCGGUGCAGCCCUAUAGAAAAUGCACAAAAAAAUAAAGGUAGCGCAUCAACAAAACUGUAGCAGAUAUUAAUAAAAUGCAUAUAGACCAGUUAAGUUAUUGAAACUGAAUAAUUUUGACUUGUUCCUGUGGAAAAACAGACCAGAUGUGCUGAUGAAAAUCCACUUACAAUGAAAGUCUAUGGGGCAAUUGUUUUCCUAUAGACAUCCAAUAUAAGUCUUUAACUGUCAAUGCAUUGUUUGAUUUUACAAAAAAAAAUAAAAUAUAUAUAUAUAUUGUUUGUACUUGUCCAAAAACAUGACUUAAAUGUAUAUUUGAAUUUUUUCAAGAAAUAUGUUAAAUUUGUAAUUUCUGUAAGAGCGUGUAUUUUUUUAAUACACAUGGAAGAGAGCUGGAGAAAAACAUGUAGAUACUGGUAUGUUUUUCUCUUUUAUUGCUUCAUUAUUUGUGUUAUCUUUGUGCUGGAACACAUCACUUUGAUUGUGGGUCUGGAAGAAGUCUGUUUGUAAUUUAAGUGAUUUCUGAGAAACUGGAAGCAGUGGUAUUUACUAUUUGGAAUUCAGUGUGUUGUAAUGCUCCUGAAUGACUUUGUUUUUUGAUUUAUAUGAAAAUGUGGUUUUGCAAAUUGGUCUUGCAAGAUCAACCCUAAUCUCACUGAGUUCAUUUGUUUUCAAUAUUCAACGGCUUGGAACUAUUGUAUUACACUUGUUCUGAAUAGGCAACAGUACAUGAUAUUGUGUUUUACUGGCUAUAGCCUACUAAUAACUUAACACCAUAAAGAAACAGUUUUCUGAAACCUGUAUGACUUGGUUUUUUCUGUGGAACAUAAAAUGAGUUAUUGGUGACAGAAUGUCUACGCUGUUUUUUUUUUUUCUCCAUACAAUGAAAGCAAAUGAUGACCACUGCUGUCA
This is a messenger RNA of Xyrauchen texanus (razorback sucker), 6529 nucleotides long. RefSeq names its product synergin gamma-like. Gene Ontology annotation, cellular component: clathrin coat of trans-Golgi network vesicle. Gene Ontology annotation, molecular function: protein binding. The record is from RefSeq and is a predicted model, not a curated record. Lineage: Eukaryota; Metazoa; Chordata; Actinopteri; Cypriniformes; Catostomidae.